AUGGAAUCCUCUGUUUCCGACUUCUUUUCCCGCACAAAUGCAGCUAUUCAGCCUCCACGCGACUGGCGGCAGAUGCCCGAGGUCCCCGAUGCAGAAGAAUUUAUGAGCAAUGAGCCUCCUAGGCUCCCAUUGAACGACUUUGAAGCCCGACCCCAGUUGCGAGACCAGUUUCUUGAGACUCAGUAUCGGUUAUACAGAUAUGAAGCCACCGAGACCUUAAGACGGGCCAUACAAACACUGCGGAGGGCUCGCAGGCAUCAAUCAAGCCCGAACGAGCAAGAGGGCAGUGCAGCCAAUAAGUUGGAGAGAGUCAACGUUUACCCUGAAGUUCGUGUUGCCGGCUUUGCCCUUGGAGCAAGUACAGCUGGCCAACGACUCAUCAUACCGAAUGCUCCAGUCCGAGAUGAGGAUGACGACGACGACGUCUCUCCUGACGAACUUGAACUAUUCUGCCCGGGGACCUUGCUUGUGCUGUCUAGCGACUGCUUCGAGACUACAUGCUAUGUUGCCACUGUUCUAGAAAACGAGGGAUUGCGUGAUGUCCCACCAAGCAUUGAUAUCUGUUGGGGGAAACAAGAUUACGUCGUGUUAGAUCCGAUGCUUAAUCUAGCAAUGCUCGAGCCAACGAAUGCAUAUUUUGAGUCUCUUAGGCACACAAUGGUGCGAUUGCAAGACAUGUCUAGGACCAGUUGUCUCUUGGACCAGUACCUAUUCUCACCACGUCCUCAUUCUGUUCCGAAUGCUCCCUACCUCAAAGAAACCCCAAACGGAAACCCAGCCGUUCCAAAAACAGCGAGAAGUCUUGACAAGUCGCAGCAUGAUGCCUUCACGGAGGCCACAACACGGGAGGUUUCUAUUAUCCAAGGACCUCCAGGAACCGGCAAAACUUUUACAUCCAAUGUCAUCCUGCAGAGCUUAGUCGAAACGCAGCGGCAGUGCCGCGAGGCGCGUAUUAACCCUGGACCUAAAAUACCGGUUAUUGUGUCUGCUCAAACGAACCACGCCUUGGAUCAGCUACUCCAGAUAUACGUGGAGACCCCGGGGGCUGGGAAAGUUGUUCGUCUCGGUGGGCGCAGUAUUAAUGAGGCUAUUGCAAAGCUCACGAUACCCAAGUUGCGGAGGACACACGUACCUGUCAGCUACCGAGCACAGCCAGCAGGAAAGCUAUGGUCGUUUGCUGGGCGGGCUAUGGCUGCAUUCCGCAAGGCUGUUAUACCAAGCGAUGACAUAGAAAACGCCAAAGAACUUUUUGACUAUAAUCUGAUCUCGGAGGAUCAAUACUAUUCAAUCACUAAUGACGAUUGGGAGUCGAAUGAAGAUGGUAAAGGCGACUUGGCGGAUUGGCUUGGCAAGCCUCAACCUAAACUUGAAGACAGCGGCACAAGCCGGGAUGACAAGGCCAAACAGCAGGCUCGUUGGCAAGGAUCGAGAGUGUUUUUCGUACCUUUACCAACAUCAUCAGAUCGGUCGGCCAGCUCUGUCUCCCAAGAUCGCGCCAUUCAUCUACUGGACACGACACGCAAUCUAUACAACAUCAGACCCGAGGAUCGACAAGUCGUCUACAAUUACUUAAGAGAAAGGCUUCAUGCUAAAAAACACCCCUCAAUGGCAGAUCUUAUUCAGUCCUAUAAUGGGGCGCGAGCGUCAAUUCAGAGCACCAAGGUUGCCAACGAUCUCGCCUAUAUACAGGCGGACGAAAUCGAUGUGGUUGGAUGUACGGUCACAGGGUUGAUGAAAUACCGACAGCUCAUUUCUAGCCUUAGACCUCAAAUCUUACUCAUGGAAGAAGCAGCAGAAGUCCGCGAAGGCGACACAAUUGCAGGUCUCUUGCCCUCUAUAGAGCAUCUUAUUCUCCUCGGCGAUCACCAGCAGCUACAGCCACACGUCGACAUGGUAGAGCUAGCUAGUGACCCCUACCGCCUUAAUAUCUCCAUGUUUGAACGACUCAUUAAACUUGGAAUCCCACACAAGACCCUUCUUCAACAACGCCGCAUGAUACCAUGCCUGCGAGAAAUUGUGCAACUAUUUUAUCCAAAAUUAGUCGACCACACGCCAACCAUAUCGAAACUGCCACUCCAAGUCUCUGGUGUCAGUAAGCCACUAUGGUGGUUCCAACAUGACUGGCCAGAAGAACCAGGGAUUUGUAAUGGCACCUCGUUGCAGAACUUUAGAGAGGCUCAGAUGAUUGUACUAUUUGUUCAAUAUCUGGUUACUCUGGGAAAUAUCCCACCAGAGCGCAUCACCAUGCUCACGUACUACAGAGGCCAGGUUGACUUGCUCAACAAGCAACUGGCUGCCAGUCAAAAACUCGCAUCAUUGGAAAUAGAGUGGUCGGUACGAACUGUAGAUGGUUUUCAAGGAGAGGAGAAUGACAUCAUCUUGCUCUCUCUAGUCCGCGGACCCAACGGAAAGGCUGGUUUCUUGUCACAAGAGAACCGUGCCAUUGUCGGAUUAAGCCGUGCAAGAGUCGGAAUGUACAUCUUUGGGCAUCAAGAAGUUCUUCUGAGGCAUCCUCGUCGGACUUGGUCCAAGGUUAUACGACAGAUUGGGGAGAACCAAGGGCGGUCAUUGCCCCUAUGUCCCGACCCAGACACAGACAACGUGGUUCAAGUUGACCAUCCAGAUCAAUUUAAACCAAUACUACGAAAUGCACGGCAUAAAAUGCCAAGAAAGGAACGCCAAAAAGGAAGUUAUUCCAGUGGCUCGGAGAAGGGGGGCCGACCUGAAAGCUCUGGGGCUCGCAAUGUCGAAAGCCCUCCAAAGAUCCAGGCCCCAGAGAGCAGAGCUGCCGAAAGCAGCCAGAGCCAAGACGCACCAAGCCCCCAAGUAAGACUAACAUUUUGGACCCCCAAUCUUCCAAGCCUGCCGCCAGAAAGGCCAGUAGACACAACAGAGUCCUUGGCUUCCGAUAUUGAGCUGCUGUCAUUCGAGGAUUCGGAAACAGUCCCCAUCUCGCAGCAGCUGGCGUGGGAUGUCACGCCGCUGCAACCAGCUACAGAAGAAGCGGAGGAGGAAUGGCUCAUGGAGUUUUCAGAUGACGAAGCGAGAGAGGACAAAUGA
Molecule: messenger RNA, 3060 nt
Organism: Metarhizium brunneum ARSEF 3297
Lineage: Eukaryota; Fungi; Ascomycota; Sordariomycetes; Hypocreales; Clavicipitaceae
Gene: hrr1
Product: Helicase required for RNAi-mediated heterochromatin assembly 1
Biological process (GO): regulatory ncRNA-mediated heterochromatin formation
Cellular component (GO): nuclear RNA-directed RNA polymerase complex
Molecular function (GO): helicase activity
Source: RefSeq, a predicted model, not a curated record